GUCGCCGCACGCGCUGCACAGCGACCUGCCGCCUCCGCGGGGUUCGGUGCUGCUGCGCCCUGCCCCCGCACACAUGGCCACGGAUAUCUUCAAUUCCAAAAACUUGGCCAUUCAGGCCCAGAAGAAGAUCCUUGGCAAAAUGGUAUCCAAAUCAAUAGCAACUACCUUGAUAGACGAUACCAGCAGUGAUGUUUUAGAUGAGCUCUACAGAGUGACAAGGGAAUACACUCAAAACAAGAAAGAAGCAGAAAAGAUCAUUAAAAAUCUCAUCAAAACAGUCAUCAAAUUGGCAAUUCUCUACAGGAAUAACCAGUUUAAUCAGGAAGAAAUAGCACUGAUGGAGAAGUUUAAGAAGAAGGUUCAUCAGCUGGCUAAAACCGUGGUCAGUUUCCAUCAGGUGGAUUAUACCUUUGACAGGAUUUUUUUGUCCAAAUUGUUGAAUGAUUGUAGAGAGAUACUUCAUCAAAUCAUCCAACGUCACCUAACUGCAAAAUCACAUGGACGUGUCAACAACGUGUUUGAUCAUUUCUCUGAUUGUGAAUUUUUGGCUGCCUUAUACAAUCCCUUCGGACCUUAUAAGCCCCACUUGCAGAAACUUUGUGAUGGUGUCAACAAAAUGCUAGAUGAGGGAAACAUAUAAGUACUCGCAUUACGGUUGACUGCUCGUGUAUAAUUUGUAGAAGGAACACUGCUGAUUUAUGAAGGAAUAAGGGACCAUACAAAAGUAGUUUUUUUGAAUAUAACAGAUGCUUCAGAAAAAUCUUUACCAAACUGAGUAUUAUGAGCCAUCUAUUGCUAUUCCCAGUCAACCUGGAACAAAGACUUCGAACAAUACUGCUUUAGUGUGCUUUGCCUAAGGAAACGGCUAGAUAAAGGUUGUGAAAUGGAGCUGCUCAAGUAGAGGAAGACUCUUGUGAAGUAGAUGAUAAAAUGAAAUUAUAUGUAGUCAAACAAUCCAACUAUGUAAUUUUACAUUUAGAGUAAUAUUUAUAAAUCAUCAAAAGGCUAUUUUUUGUAUCAGACUGGCAUGGUGAUGGUACAUUCUGUAAUUUCUUUAACUCACAUGUUAAAAAGAAUAUAUAUUUGAUGCAUUUAUAUUCACAUGUGCUCUAUGUAUAUGUGUAGAUAACAGCUUCCUUGUGCUGCCUUUAUGAACAGUUCAGUUUUACAGUUGUCAUAUCCCUGAUACUUUUGUGCAGCAUUUGAACUGCAUUGUUAAUCUGCAGUCCAGUAAUGAAAAUCAGUUAUGUUUGAAAACCUACCCAGUGACCCUUGCAGAUCAACUCUGAUGCCUGUUAAGUUUGAUUAUUUCAGGAACAGUAAACUACAAUAAUUCAGCCUGGCUUGGAAAAUGCAUUCUACAGACUGAAUAGUGUUGUAGAAGAAAGCACCUGUGAUAUAUAAUUCUGUUUCAGAAUUUUAAAACUCCAUGUGCAAUUAAAAGAUAAAAUGCAGUGAGUGAGCUAAGAACGCUCAUUAAUUAACAUGGGAGUCCUGCUACUAUAUCCAUCCUCUUCUGAAAACGUAAGGGUCGAUGUAUUUCUGCACAUUAAGAUCACAUAUAUGGUAAUGUGAAUUUAGAUAACAUAAGCAUCUGAAGGCUAAAUAAAUUCCACAGCAGUUUGCUUUAUAUAUAGUGAGCUUAUGUUGUUGGGUUACAUAUAGUAACAACUGUUUAACAAAUAGAGAGAAGGCAUUUACAAUACCACAGAUUAAAUCAAAAAAUGUUAUCUAGUUCUUUUCACUGGUACAAAAAAUAUGUGACUCCCCAAACACUGUAACGUGCUAAAACAUUUCAAACACCUGAGGAAUUUUUGUGCGGAAGCUUAUCAAGAACUUUGCAAUGUAUUUAAUUGCCAAGUUUUUUUGCUCUUUGAUAUGUCUUCUAUUUUAUGAGUAAACCAAAGAAUGUUUGCACUCCACACUUCGCAUGUUUUUUCUGUUUGCCUAUUAAAUUAGAAAAAGUAAACUUGUGAAGCGGAAUCCAAUCUCUUGAUACGUGCCUCACCAUUACAAUUUAAUUAUUUCCUUUCUAAAAUGGAAGGAUAGUUGAGUCUUCAUGCCCAUUCACUCACUGGACUCAUAGUAUGCCAAAAAGGGUGCCCAAUGUGACUUUGUGACAGGGACGCAUAGGUAAGAAUACCAAAUUAUUUUAUACAGGCCACCAACAUCCAGCAGAUGGUGAAGGGUUAAGAUCAGUACCAGCUUGGGCCAAUUAGAAACUGAUAAGUUAAUAAUUCUCAGUUUCUAAGAGCUGGAGAACUACUUUGUCAUCAGAUAGUGUCUCAGAGAGCCAAAAAAUAACCAUCUUCAUAUUGCAUUUUGUCCAUAAUCAGUGACUUAUUGGUGAUGCAAUGUUAUGAGGAUAUCCUGAUUAUUUUGUGACUUUGCAGCUCCAUCUUUUUCAUUUCUCCACAUCAGACUGCUUGGGUG
Messenger RNA from Terrapene triunguis (Three-toed box turtle), 2433 nucleotides. RefSeq names its product TNF alpha induced protein 8 (gene TNFAIP8). Lineage: Eukaryota; Metazoa; Chordata; Testudines; Emydidae. Bases 74 to 640 code for a protein of 188 amino acids. Gene Ontology annotation, biological process: regulation of apoptotic process. The record is from RefSeq and is a predicted model, not a curated record. The transcript is spliced from 2 exons. Gene Ontology annotation, cellular component: cytoplasm. Gene Ontology annotation, molecular function: cysteine-type endopeptidase inhibitor activity involved in apoptotic process.